AUGGAAAUCUCCCAGCACGCCACCUACACCUGCACGUUCUGCGGAAAGCCUACCGUCAAGCGCCACUCCACCGGUAUCUGGAACUGCAAGGGCUGCAAGAAGACCGUUGCUGGCGGUGCCUACACUGUUUCCACCCCCGCUGCCGCUGCCAUGCGCUCUACUCUCCGUCGCCUGAGGGAGAUUGCUGAGGUUUAA
Molecule: messenger RNA, 195 nt
Organism: Colletotrichum spaethianum
Lineage: Eukaryota; Fungi; Ascomycota; Sordariomycetes; Glomerellales; Glomerellaceae
Product: 60S ribosomal protein L43
Exons: 2
Coding region: 1-195 (64 amino acids)
Biological process (GO): translation
Cellular component (GO): ribosome
Molecular function (GO): structural constituent of ribosome
Source: RefSeq, a predicted model, not a curated record